This is a messenger RNA of Malassezia pachydermatis, 744 nucleotides long. Its product is annotated as snare-like protein. Gene Ontology annotation, biological process: endoplasmic reticulum to Golgi vesicle-mediated transport. The transcript has 4 exons. Bases 1 to 744 code for a protein of 247 amino acids. The record is from RefSeq and is a predicted model, not a curated record. NCBI's taxonomy places the organism in Eukaryota, Fungi, Basidiomycota, Malasseziomycetes, Malasseziales, Malasseziaceae. Gene Ontology annotation, cellular component: TRAPP complex.
AUGGCGCUCAAAGCCUAUUCGCUGUGGAUUUUUGAUAGGCAUUGUGAGCCGAUCUACUACCAGGACUGGUCGCAUUUGUACCGUACGCCUAGCGCGGCCAGUGGCACGGCCUCGUCCUUCACAUCGUCGCUCUCGUCCACAUUUCAGCGUGUGGGCGGCACGGUGCCGGACCAGGAGAAACGUGAUGCCUCUACUACUACCCACAAGCGUGCGCGUGGUGAUGCGUUACCGGGCGUCAGUCAGCAAGUGCAGACGCAGGACGACGAGCCAGUGGACACGCAGGCCCUGCCAUUUGAUCAGGAAGCGAAGCUCAUUUAUGGCGUUGUGUACUCGCUCCGCAAUAUGGUGCGAAAGCUCGGUGGCUCACAAGAGGCGUUCCAUAACUUUUCCACCGCCACGUAUACCCUAUCUCACAUGCAGACGCCAACGAUGUAUACCUUUGUCCUGAUCACCGAUGCGCCGCCCAGUCGGGGUGACAAAGGCCCGUUGUCAAUGCUCGCAGGUACCAAUCCAAUCCCAGGUACCAAUGGCAUGACACUCCGUGGCGUCUUGCGAGAACUAUGGCGUGGCCCAUGGAUUCAGCAUGGCACGCGUCAUCCGCUGGCCGAUGCGACAGAGCGCGUGUCGUACACGAGUGACGAUGCAAUGCCUGUACCACGCUCGCAUGGGAUUGAAAAUGCAGCGCUACGUGAGUCCAUCGAACAAGUAUUAUUCCAGUACAAACUUCUCCCGUCUCAAGGAUAG